AUGGGACACCCAUUUCUACCUACGGGACAAGAUGCGAGCGUUGACACCCAUGACGUCGGCCCACUUCUCGGUCGUCUCCUGCAAACGACAGGCUAUCCCAUUCCUGAGCAAUACCAGUAUCUGCCCUUUGCCCGGCACCACAUUAUCUCCUCUUUGGGACCGUAUCCGCAGCGCCGGCCGAUCAUGAUGACCUACACUGACCUACCAAUUGUUAUGAGCAUCAACUUUCAGGAUAACCGGGGGUCAACCGUUCGUGUGGGUAUUGAGCCAAUCUGCGAACUAGGGGGGACGUCGGUAGACCAAUUUAAUCAGGUUGUGACGGUCGCCAGGAUAUCAGCAUUGGGACCUGAAUGUGGGUGCUCGAUCGGAAGUUGUACCAUUAUUUUGUGGGAGAUUUUGGGAUCCGAGGCGGAGACAACCAAGCUGAAUAACUUGGGCCCAAUCCCGUGCAGUCGAUCUGCUGAUUCGCUGGGACGGCUGGAUGGGAUGGUCCGGCAAGUGGUUGAGCAUAUAGGAGGUGGGGGGUUCAAUGAAUUAUGUCGAGCCGCCAAAUCUCAGGCCAAGAUUCAUGGGAUGCACGGGGGAUUGAGGCUUGAAGAAGCCGAAAGUGCGUGGACGCUGGGCGGAAAGUUAAAGGAUCCAGCUACCAUGUACCUGUGGGGCUUGGAGUUGGUCCGUCGGCUCUGGGGACUGGCAUACUAUGAGAUCCGGCGUGGAUGCGACAUGCCCGUUCCGAAGCUUUAUUUUCCGCUGUUUGGAAGGAACAACAUGUUCGUGGCCAAGACUUUGGCGCAAUUCUUCCAAUCGCUAGGCUGGACGGAACAGGCUCGGACAUAUGUGGAUAGCGUGCAGUAUCUGUUGUGA
This is a messenger RNA of Aspergillus sclerotioniger CBS 115572, 864 nucleotides long. RefSeq lists its product as uncharacterized. The coding region runs from base 1 to 864 and encodes 287 amino acids. The transcript is spliced from 5 exons. Lineage: Eukaryota; Fungi; Ascomycota; Eurotiomycetes; Eurotiales; Aspergillaceae. The record is from RefSeq and is a predicted model, not a curated record. Gene Ontology annotation, molecular function: transferase activity, transferring alkyl or aryl (other than methyl) groups. Gene Ontology annotation, biological process: alkaloid metabolic process.